Messenger RNA from Trichomonas vaginalis G3, 417 nucleotides. Its product is annotated as regulation of translation involved in cellular response to UV. Gene Ontology annotation, molecular function: RNA binding; structural constituent of ribosome. NCBI's taxonomy places the organism in Eukaryota, Parabasalia, Trichomonadida, Trichomonadidae. The transcript has a single exon. The record is from RefSeq and is a predicted model, not a curated record. Gene Ontology annotation, cellular component: cytosolic large ribosomal subunit. Bases 1 to 417 code for a protein of 138 amino acids. Gene Ontology annotation, biological process: ribosomal large subunit biogenesis; cytoplasmic translation.
AUGGUGAAGACAAAUCCAUUCCUCUCAUCCCAGGCUAAGAAGACAAGAAAGGCCUUCUUCAAUGCUACAAAGGAUGACAAGCACCGCCAGCUUUCUGCCAAGCUCAACAAGGAGCAGGCUGAAACACAUGGUGUUAAGCAACUCCCAAUCCGCAGAGAUGAUGAAGUUUCCAUCAACUCCGGCAAGUUCGCUGGCCGUGAAGGCAAGGUUAUCGCCGUCAAGCUCUCUGAAAACCGCAUCGUUGUCGAUUCAUUCACACGCGAAAAGCUUAAUGGCCAGACAGUCCAUGUUUCUGUUCACCCAUCUAACUGCCUCAUCACAAAGCUGAAGAUGGACAAGCAGCGUAAGGAACUUAUCGAGCGCCGCCGUGCUGGUCGCGAGAAAAUCCUUGCUAAGCUUGGCCACAACAAGAAGUAA